AUGCAGUAUAUCUCCAUUCGUCCCUCUUUGGUCCCGUUUUUACAGGCGUGGCCCUUCCAGUCCGUAGACCCCACGUGUAACUCGUCGCCCCCAAUCACGCUUAUACAUGUUUACCGGGACGGUGUGCUUGGCCACAUUCCCGCGAACCUGCUGGUGGAACUAGACCUCAUACAGCUGGCUGUGGGGCAUAUUGCACCAGCGAAUAUCCGCUGUGUGGAGAUGGGCAGUCAGAAUGUCAAAUAUCAGCGAGGAGAGACCAUCCUGCCCCUGCCGAUGGCUGUGGACAUUGCGGGCGAUGAGGAUGAAAUUAAGUGCCCAAACCAAACGAGGCAACGGUUUGUUGUAGAGGAAACACCCAUUGUUUCGGAUAUCUUGCGGUUUCUCGAACGCCGGGCCAACCGUCCCAUCCCCCAUCUCGCCGUCAAGCUGCAGGUGCUGUCACGGUACAUCCAAAUCGCGCUCUUGGUGGUGUUCGUCUCGGUAGAACUGGUCAAUGUGUGUCGCUACUACACCAUCUCGGACCACUCGGGGGCGUGGAGUGAGAUGUUCCUGGUGCUGCCUAUCUACACGGUGCUGCCGAUGCUCCCCAUGAGCAUACCCUUUCUGUGGUACAUGAUGAAUGCCUUUGGCGUGGCCCAUAUCCUGGCGACCUACGACAUGCUACUAGAAACCGACUAUGCUCCCCAGUCGGGCCACAAACGGCACAGCGAUUUUGGCAUCAGCGCCCCACAGGAUAACGAAAUUCCCGUGGACGAUGGGUGGGCAGACGAAGGAGAAGAUAGCGAUUCCUCACUGGAAGAGUCAUUCGACCUGGAGAGUCGCAGCCCGACGGCGCAGAAGCACACGAGCACAUUUCCCGCGACACAACGCACGGAAAAGGUCUACGUCCCCAGAUUGUUCCAGGUGAUGCGACGUGUGUUUCAAGUGUGGUACGGGUCUGCCUACGCAACGCUGCCGCGCUCGUCUAGUCUAUUUUUAGAAAUGGGGUCGAUCACGGUGGUAUGCACAGUAGACAAGGAAGGGGUCUUGUCGUAUCCCACCCCCUCAGUGGAGAAGAUAUUCCUGCCCGGAUCUGAAGUUGUGGCCAUGGAUUUGCUCAAUGUGCCUGAGGCCAAACGGGACGAUAUCACAGACGCCGAUCUGGAUGUCACCGAUAAUAUGGAGUACAGUGCCAGCGAGGGACGGUACACCCCUUCGCCGGACUCGCGACUUCCAGAGCUCGCCAGACACCCAGGAUUAUCCCCAGACGAAUCCAAAACCUUAGGCAGCAACGACAUACUCGUGAACGCAGACACAGAGACAAACGAGCACCUGAAAUUGAGCCAGAGUAUCAGCGUACCGGCGAAUAUGGCCCUUGCCAAGGACCCAGCGGACAGACCUGCCCUGGGCAGACUCCCUGGGUCCAGUUUUAGUGCCGAACAUUUGCGACGAUUUGGCAGUACUAGCGAGCAGGGGAAGAGCGUGCCCAAGAAGCACAAUGACAGUCGCGUGGGGAACGGUCCGAUGGCGCGCGUUGAUAUGCGCGUGGGCGUGGAUUCGGAUAUGAACGAGAGCUGUGAGGAUGAGUGUGCGGACGAGGUAGUUACGCCCAAUGUGGGUAUGGACGGCCGGUGGAGUCCAAUGACCCGGGGUGUGGGUGGAGAGCAGGAAACAGAUACGGAUAUGGAUGUGGAUGGGGAUGUGGAUGUGGAUCGGGAUGGGGAUAGAGGUAGAGAUUUGGAUGUAACCGAGAGACGGAUAGGUGGAGUGACUAGGAGUGCGGGUAAGGUAAAGAUGAAGGAAAGUUCAGGGGAUAGGAGCACUUCCGUGGAAGGGACCGGUGGAGCCACCAGGCUUUGGGGCAUUUGGAAGGGGAGUGGGUUUGUACCCGAAGCCACAGACGCGGACGGCGAAGCAGAGGAGACGGAAACGGACGAUGCGGUAGGCAAGAAGACGAAACGCGGGGCCAAGAAGAGCAAGAAGAAGUGGUCGAGACGGCAGGGUGACUCUAGUCGGGAUGUCACCGACAGAGACUCGGUAGGGCAGGAGAGGUCUAAAUUCGGGUUGUGGUCUUUAUUUGUAUUGCAGGUGUACAUUGGAACAUAUAGGACGUGUCACUCGAUACGAGCAUAUACGAUCUAG
This is a messenger RNA of Sphaeroforma arctica JP610, 2121 nucleotides long. RefSeq lists its product as hypothetical. The transcript is spliced from 6 exons. The record is from RefSeq and is a predicted model, not a curated record. Lineage: Eukaryota; Ichthyosporea; Ichthyophonida. Bases 1 to 2121 code for a protein of 706 amino acids.